Bombyx mandarina (wild silkworm) is the source of this 1264-nucleotide messenger RNA. Its product is annotated as carbohydrate sulfotransferase 11. Gene Ontology annotation, molecular function: sulfotransferase activity. The record is from RefSeq and is a predicted model, not a curated record. Gene Ontology annotation, biological process: carbohydrate biosynthetic process. Gene Ontology annotation, cellular component: membrane. Lineage: Eukaryota; Metazoa; Arthropoda; Insecta; Lepidoptera; Bombycidae.
UACCAAAUAACAUGUACGAACAAUAACUAGUCUAAAACUCUCCAGAAUUCAAAGUAAACAAGCGAUAUUUUUUCUUUUUCGCGGAUUAUGACGCGCCAAAAUGUUGAUCUCAGUGAAACGGUUGCGGGCGAGGAUAAAAACGAAAGCCUAUCAUUGUUUACGUUGUGGCGCGAAAACAGCUACCUUCAUAUUUUGGGCCACAUUGUACAUGAUAGUCAUGAAAAUGACAAUUUUCAAGAGCAACACCACAACUGUACCGGUGAAGGAUUGGGCGAUACCACCUGAUAAUUACACCAAAUGGAUGUUUCAGGGUCCAGUUAUAGGCGAUGACGAGCCUGAGACGGAUUCGAAUCAGAACCAAUGGUUGGAGCCAGACAACAUAACGGUCCAAGAACUAGAGCAACGCGUUAUUAGAGUACAGAAUGUUUGUCGUAAACGACACCUGCCUUCGGAUACAAUAAAUAACAAGGAAUUCUUUGUAGAUCACCUGCAUAAUCUCGUGUGGUGUAAUGUUUUUAAAGCUGCCAGUUCCUCUUGGUUAUACAAAUUCAACAUUCUAGGCGGUUACGAUAGGAAAUUUUUGGGAAGAACAAGGCAAACGCCUCUGAUGCUGGCAAGAAAAAAGUUUCCACGUCCAAAUGCCGAAGAAUUGAAGGACUCUAUAAACACGCCCGGCGUCAUUUCUUUAAUGAUAGUUCGCGAGCCGUUCGUUCGUCUCCUGUCAGCGUAUCGGGAUAAAUUAGAGAACAUAACUCCGCCAUAUUACAGAAAACUAGCGAGGGCCAUCGUGGCCAGGCACAGGGAAGAUGCAACAAAAAUCCUUGGACCAAUAAAAAGUUUCGGACCUACGUUUUACGAAUUCGUAGCUUAUUUGAUACAUAAACAUAAGGAAAAAGAUGAAAAAUUUACUUUUGAUGAGCACUGGGCGCCGUAUUAUCAGUUUUGCUCUCCGUGCGCAGUUAAUUUUACAGUAAUCGGUAAAGUGGAAACUCUUAAAAGGGACUCUGCGUAUGUGAUACAACAACUAGGUCUCGGACAUUUGUUAGGUCGAACCACAGGGGAUAAGCGGACGAGACUUCGCACAGUGAUGAACAAAUCAAGAGACGGAAAGAACACGACAUCUUUAAUGAAAUAUUACUUUAGUCAACUAAACGAAAAUUUGCUUAAAGAUCUCUUGAAUAUUUACGGUAUAGAUUUCGAAAUGUUUGGAUAUGAUCCAAAUGUGUAUCAAAGUUACGUUAGAAAAUAAAUAUUGAUGUUUAAA